CGGUUUGUGAGCGUAGCGUACCUUGUGAGAAGUCAGCACGCCAUUGUAUGAAUUCGCUUUAUUUAAGCAGUUUUAAAACGAUACUUUUAACUUAUCUGAGUUUAACGACCAGUCGUAGAACUCAAGAGCUUUAAGAGUUUUUAAGUAGAAGUAUUUUAAUUAAGAUUCACGGACAUGGCUACGGAUUCCUGGGCUCAGGCUGUGGAUCAACAAGAAGCCGCAGCUGAGUCGAUAAGCACCCUUCAAUUAAAUGAAAAGGAAGAAAAACCAAAAGCAGAGGAAAAUGGAGCCAAGGCUGAAGGAGAGAAGACUGAGGAUGAAGAAAAAGAGGACAAAGCGGCUCAGUCAUUGUUAAACAAAUUGAUACGAAGCAACUUGGUGAACACCACCAACCAAGUGGAAGUUCUUCAGAGGGAUCCGAACUCUCCGCUUUACUCGGUCAAGUCUUUCGAGGAGCUGCGAUUAAAGCCUCAGCUGCUUAAAGGUGUUUAUGCCAUGGGCUUCAACAGACCAUCCAAAAUCCAGGAAAAUGCCUUGCCCAUGAUGCUCGCAGAACCGCCACAAAAUCUUAUUGCCCAGUCUCAGUCCGGUACGGGUAAAACUGCUGCCUUCGUCUUGGCCAUGCUUAGUCACGUGGAUCCCAACCACAGAUGGCCUCAGUGUCUGUGUGUGUCGCCUACAUACGAGCUCGCCCUCCAGACGGGCAAGGUCAUCGAGCAGAUGGGCCAAUAUUACCCUGAAGUCCAGCUGGUGUAUGCAAUCCGAGGAAACAAACUGGAGAGAGGGGUGAAGCUCCAGGAACAGAUUGUGAUCGGCACCCCUGGCACGGUCCUAGACUGGUGCCAAAAGCUCAAGUUCAUCGACCCAAAGAAAAUCAAAGUGUUUGUUUUGGAUGAGGCAGAUGUCAUGAUCGCUACACAGGGUCACCAAGACCAAAGCAUUCGCAUCCAGAGGAUGUUGCCCAAAUCCUGCCAGAUGCUCCUGUUCUCGGCCACGUUCGAGGAGACGGUGUGGAACUUUGCCAAGCGAAUCAUCCCCGACCCAAACGUCAUCAAACUAAAGAGGGAAGAGGAGACGCUGGACACCAUUAAGCAGUAUUACGUCAUGUGUAACAGCAGGGAGGAGAAGUUCCAAGCCCUGUGUAACAUCUAUGGUGCCAUCACUAUCGCACAGGCCAUGAUCUUCUGUCAUACUAGGAAAACAGCAGGCUGGCUAGCAGGAGAGUUGUCAAGGGAGGGCCAUCAGGUGGCGCUACUCAGCGGCGAGAUGCAGGUAGAACAGAGAGCAGCUGUUAUCGAGCGUUUCCGCAACGGCAAAGAGAAAGUCCUGGUCACUACGAACGUCUGUGCCAGAGGUAUCGAUGUGGAGCAGGUUUCUGUGGUUAUUAAUUUCGACUUGCCUGUGGACAAGGACGGAAACCCAGACAAUGAGACGUACCUGCACCGGAUCGGCCGCACGGGGAGGUUUGGCAAGAGAGGGCUGGCGAUCAACAUGGUGGACAGCAGGUUUAGCAUGAACAUUCUCAACCGCAUUCAGGAGCACUUCAACAAGAAAAUCGAAAAACUGGACACAGAUGAUUUGGAUGAAAUCGAGAAAAUCGCAAACUAGGCGGUUCGUCAGCAGCGGUUUUAUUCCUCAGGCUGGGAGUACAACUAUGCCAUGGAAGAUAUUUAUAAAGGAUGUGGAAAUGUUAUUUUAGAUUUUCUCUUUAUAGGUUUUAACAUUUACCGCAGUUUCACUCUUUGUACUUCUUAAUAAAAUCUGAAUGUUUUAGUUUUU
Molecule: messenger RNA, 1779 nt
Organism: Clarias gariepinus (North African catfish)
Lineage: Eukaryota; Metazoa; Chordata; Actinopteri; Siluriformes; Clariidae
Gene: ddx19b
Product: DEAD-box helicase 19b
Exons: 12
Coding region: 175-1608 (477 amino acids)
Biological process (GO): poly(A)+ mRNA export from nucleus
Cellular component (GO): nucleus; cytoplasmic stress granule
Molecular function (GO): RNA binding; ATP binding; RNA helicase activity
Source: RefSeq, a predicted model, not a curated record